CAGAGGACCUCCACGGUUUGGUGCUGUCUGGUGGAGCCAUACCAGGAUCCGAAGCUUAAUGUAGAUCGAAGAACCAAGCGACGCACAAUAUCUCUCCGACCGGCGGUGGUACUGUUUCUGUACGUUCCCGUGGCACGACUGGUGGAGCUGGAAAAAUUCGGCCCCCACUGUUGCUACUGCUACCCGUGAGCAUGAGCGUCGUGGUCGUCGUUCCGGUAGCCUAUCGUUACACUUGGAAUCGCGAGAUCGUGUUCAACUCCCAGAAGCUGGUGAAAAGACGACUGGCGCUUCCGGUUGCUGGCUGUCUGUGCUGAGUCCUUGCGCGAGCGUACUGGCCAAUAGGGAGCGACAAAGAAGAGCGUGAAGGAGCAAGAGAAAUAGUGAGUCCAGUAUCGUGAGGAGACCCAGACAACCCAGAGGCUAACGGCGCUAAAAUCAAACCGCCGAAAUCGGACAUACUCAAACAAAAAUCAAGAAUCUUCUGCUCACCUCUAGUAGUUUCGUACCGUUGUACACAACACACAACAUCGAAAGUAGAUAACCUAAUCACCUACAGAGUACAGAGUGACAAAACAAGAACAGGGUUUUAUCUAUCUCUCUUUUCUUUAACAUCUCUUAUAUGUAUUGCGAAUAAGAAUAAUUGAGUAUAGGAAAGCAAGGAGAAAGAGCAAGAGUGCAAUAUACUAAAUCUAUCUUAACAAAAAACAGAAUCACAAUAGAAUAAGAGCUAUUCGCACAUAUGCUUUUUCGUUGUUCGUAGUUUUUGGUACACAUUAGUCCGUAGUCUGUGAUUAAAAAUUGCUGUGUGUUUAUUGUUUUUAUUCAUAGUUUGUUUUUUUUCGUGCAAAAACAUUACCCUGUGCGUGUCACGAAUAUAUAGAAUCGAAUCGAAUUUAUCCCAACCAGGACACCGUGCACAAUCCCGUCUCUCCAAUCUUUGUAUCAUCCUUUUGCCCAAGGGUUCUCAGAGACGCAUCUUGGUCUUGGUUAGACUUUUUCGUCGGUGUAGCACAAAGAAAAGUGAGCGGACACGUCCACGAGAAGCAGAGUUCCGUGGUAUCGUGUGUUUUUUUUGCACGGACUUGCCACAAUUGUAGUCACUUCGAAACUUGUACCAGGUUAGUAGAUCCCGUUUGUUGGAAAUCCCUGGCGGAUAGAAAGAGUAGUACGGCACACUGGAAGUGUAUUUUUUUUUUAUAACGAUAAGGAGGUUUUAGCUUCACGAUAUAUUCGAUAAUUUUUCUGCCAUUUUAACGUUAGUUAGAUAGUUUAGUUUCGUACGCUUGAGAUUCGAAAGUUGUCCGAAAAGCGCUCUUGGGGACUGUCGAAUAUUGAUACUGCACCAACGUGUCUAUUGGGCUGUAACGAACACACACGGAAAGCCGGAAACGCAAUUAAUUACUUAUCGCGUUUUGAGGACAAAGCGCAAACCGAGCAGCGAUUGUCGAUCAGGUGCAAGGCGUGUACACGUAACGAAGGGGCAGCAAAAGAAUUAUAAAAAGCCAUAUUUUGGUCAAAAAACCGAUCGAAGAAUCGAUCGGGUGAAAGGAGAACCGCCUUGUGAAAAGGAAAAGGAUCGCACUAAAAAAGCGAUAACUAAAAACCAGUUCAACGACUUCGCGCAAGGACUUCCACACACAGCACCAGACCGUCAGUAACUUCAGUCAGUCACCAGCAAUUCACCAGACAUCGGCGACAUUGCAGCGAUCAAAAUGAACGUUUAUGAUCCAUGGUACGAAGAUAAACUGAAGCUAUCCAGCGCGUCGUCGCCGCCGUUCGGUGGCUACGCGCCGCUGCCGGCCGUUAUCGAGGAUGGGUCGUUCACGUUCCUGCCGGAGGAGAAGCCUAAAAACACCGAGGAGCUGCUGAUGGAGUUCGAUUACGUGUAUGACAGCGUGGAGCUCAACCAUCUGACGCCACCGCAGACCCCGCCGCAAAGUGUGGCGGCGGUCAGUGGAGGUGUUUGCGUACCAAUUCCAGGGCUCCAAAAUGUUCUCAUGCAGCAACAGUCGCAGCCGCAGCAGUUUCAGCUAUCGUACGUUCCGCAACUCAAUCAGCAGCAGCAGCCGAUGCACCAGCAACAGCAAUUGUCCUUCCUGAACCCAUCCGAUUACUACACUGUGAAUGAGUACGUCACUGCAGUGCAAACCCCGCAGCAACAGCAACAACAACCGGAACCACCGCAGCAAGUACCAGGCUUCGUUGGGGCUGAGUAUGGUCUCGGCGGAACGACCGGAUUCAGCCCGCAGCAGAUGGAAGAGGUGAUGCAGGACAUCGUUCGCAGUGCAGCGGAAGCGGAAACACUGCUGCAGCUGGAGCAACUGGUUGGCAACGACGAGGAGGAGGACGAGGACGACGAAGACUCGUGCGGCUUUUCCGAAACUGGUUCGAUCGACAGUGACCGCUGCUCGUCAGCGGUUUCCCGCUCGCCCGCCUACAGCGAUUCGGCAGACUCGUCCUACUACGGCUCGUCCUCGUACGGGACUGGAGCACCGGAGGACGACGAGGACUGGAGCCCGGCCAAGAGUAAGAAGCUGAACCUGAGCAGCAACGCCGGCGGCGGUGGGUCAGUGUCCAAGAAGCGCACCCGUCCGCACGGUCGCGGCACCGAAGAUAAAAAAUCGCGAAAGAAGGAGCAAAACAAGAACGCGGCCACCCGGUAUCGCCAGAAGAAGAAGGCGGAAAUCGAAGAGAUUCUUAUUGAGGAGAGUAAGCUACGCGAGAGGCAUGACGAACUGAAAAGCAAAUCGGCCGAUCUGGGGCGCGAGGUACGCUGUCUGAAGAAACUGAUGCGCGAGUUGUGCCAGGCUAAGGGUUUGAUCUGAGUUGUUGGCGCACCGGUCGACAUUAAUAUAAUACGUUUCUAAAUUUCAUUGGAACAAAUAUCAGAAUAUCACCCAAACUCGGUUUGGAAUUCAUAAAACCAUUUAACAAAAAAAAAAACAGAACAGAAAUAUCUUACUUUGCGUACCUUCUAGUAGACAGUAGAAUCGUGUGGGUCGUACCCGUAGAAUUGGGAUGAAAAACUGGAACUUGAUGGAUGAUUGGAAGGAUGUUCUCGCAUCUCGCCCAUC
Molecule: messenger RNA, 3074 nt
Organism: Anopheles cruzii
Lineage: Eukaryota; Metazoa; Arthropoda; Insecta; Diptera; Culicidae
Gene: crc
Product: cyclic AMP-dependent transcription factor ATF-4
Exons: 2
Coding region: 1713-2825 (370 amino acids)
Biological process (GO): regulation of transcription by RNA polymerase II
Cellular component (GO): nucleus
Molecular function (GO): RNA polymerase II transcription regulatory region sequence-specific DNA binding; DNA-binding transcription activator activity, RNA polymerase II-specific
Source: RefSeq, a predicted model, not a curated record